AUGAGAACCCUCCUGUUUACUGAGAAAGUCACUUACGAAGAUGGAACUACAGGACCAAUUGAUAUUUCAAAAUGCAGAUUAGAUUUAAAAGAAAUUUGUUUUGCAAAGGCUAGAAAAUGUGAUGAACUUAGCUUCAAAGAUAACCCGUAUGCUGAAGGUGGUGAAAGAUUCGAUUGGGAUCACAACACCGGUAACCCAAAAACUAGACAAAAUCUUUCAAGAAAUACUUCGUUUAACUCAAACCAGAGCACUUCGACUCAAAGAAAUUACAAUAAUAACAAUAAUUUAAAUUCAAAUCAAAUUAAUUCUCAAUUUAAUAACUCAUCUUCAAACUAUCAAAAACCGCAGAAUGAUGGUAAGAAGAGAAAAGGUUAUUUAGGUGGAAAUUUCGAUCCUAAUUAUGUUAGGAAAGGAAAACAACCAGAAACUUCGAACAAUACGAACAAAUCUUUGACCGGGAGUUUCUCCUUUAGAAUUGUUCAUUCCAUCCCUCUUAUUGUUUCUUGA
This is a messenger RNA of Melampsora larici-populina 98AG31, 507 nucleotides long. RefSeq lists its product as uncharacterized. The transcript is spliced from 2 exons. The coding region runs from base 1 to 507 and encodes 168 amino acids. The record is from RefSeq and is a predicted model, not a curated record. Lineage: Eukaryota; Fungi; Basidiomycota; Pucciniomycetes; Pucciniales; Melampsoraceae.